Molecule: messenger RNA, 1008 nt
Organism: Aureobasidium melanogenum CBS 110374
Lineage: Eukaryota; Fungi; Ascomycota; Dothideomycetes; Dothideales; Saccotheciaceae
Exons: 3
Coding region: 1-1008 (335 amino acids)
Source: RefSeq, a predicted model, not a curated record
AUGCUUUCGUCUUUCAUUUUUACCGCCCUCGCUUUGCUUUCUGUUGUGCCUGCUCUCGCAGCACCAACAGGUGAUCUUCUCAAGCGUGCUGCACUCCCAGCUUAUGCUUUGACCUACGCACCUUACACGUACCUUCAGAGUGGUGAAUCAUGGUUCCCCUCGGAUGUUGCAACUCACGUCAAACACAUGUCCGUCGAGUACAACUACAAGAAUGUGUCCACCUCUGUCUCGCUCAAGACAUUGGAUACAUUCAACUCGUCCACUUACUUGACAAGCUAUGACAACGUCGAGACCAACCCUGCUUGGCUGACAAGCACAUAUGGCAAGCCUAAUGCCAAGGGUUACAGUGCUGCCCCUGCUACUAUUAUUGCUGUUGAGAAGGAAGGUUUCGUUGACGUUUUCUAUUUCUACUUCUACAGCUAUAAUCAUGGAAGUCUUGUCUUGGGAAGCAGAGUCGACAACCAUGUUGGAGAUUGGGAGCACAGCAUGAUCCGCUUUUCCACUGCAGGCGUUCCUCAGAAUGUCUACUACUCGGCUCACAGCAACGGCAGCGCCUACACCUACGCUGCCGUCCAGAAAGUCGGCGUUCGUCCAGUCGUGUACUCUGCCGCUGGUAGCCAUGCAAACUAUGCUACUGCAGGCACUCAAAAAAUUUACCCAAUCGUUGGCAAUAUCGUCACUGACACCACUGACGCCGGUUUCUACUGGGAUGUUUCCCAGAACUACCGCGGCUACUACUACGAUCCCUCCAGCAACACUGUCACCAAUGCUGGCGGUGCUGAUAUCGGUGGUACGGAGCAGGCUACUGAGACAGUUGACUGGCUCUACUGGAGUGGUAUGUGGGGAGAUGAGCAAUAUCCUGAUAGUGACAAGAGACAAAGCUGUGCUCUUGGAAUCGAUGACUUGUGUCACUACCAGAGCGGACCUACUGGACCUCUCACCAAGAACCUUGGCCGUACCGCUGUCUGCCAGAAGGAGGAUGGCUGCACAGUCCAGACGUCAAUCUAA